CUAUUUUCUUACAUGGCUUCUACAAUUGUCCCUUAUCUGUUUCUACUUGCAUUUUUAGUGCUUCCACUUUCAACAAUUGCUAAAUCUUACAAAAACAUUAGUUUAGGUUCAACACUCACUACAAGUGAUGUUACAAAUUUUUGGCCAUCCCCAUCUGGUGAAUUUGCUUUUGGCUUUCAAAAAAUUGGAAAUAGUUCAUCAGGAUUCUUACUAGCCAUUUGGUUCAACAAACUCAAAGAAAAGACCAUAGUUUGGUCAGCCAAUAGAGAUAAAUUCGCGCCGGAUGGGUCCAAAAUUCAGCUCUCCAUGGAUGGAAGACUAGUACUCACUGAUCCAAAUGGUCAAGAAAUAUGGGCUCGUGGCGAGCUUGGUGCUGGACCGGCCUAUGGAGCCAUGCUUGACACUGGAAACUUUGUACUAGCAACAACCAGUAUUAGUUCAGCCACUCAAUGGCAGAGCUUUGAUGAGCCAACCGAUACGAUUUUGCCUGGUCAAGUACUUAACCGAAGAACCAGGCUUGUCUCGAGCUUAUCUGACACGAAUGUAUCGAGCGGAAGGUUUGAGUUGUUACUUCAAGAUGAUGGAAAUCUGGUGUUUUACAAAGUUGAAGUAAAUGAUGCAUAUUGGUCAAGCACGACUGGUGGCAGUGGUUACCAGGUGAUAUUCAAUCAAUCCGGCUUUAUUUUCGUUCAAGCAAAGAAUGGAACUCUGUUGAAUUUGAUAUCUUCUUCCAAUGAGGCAAACUCAACAACAAGCCAAUUGUAUCAUCAGCGAGCGAUUCUUGAAUAUGAUGGAGUUUUUAGGCACUAUGUCUAUCCAAAAAAAUCUUCUAGUGGCAGGCCGAUGGAAUGGUUUACUUUGUAUAACAUUCCAGAUAACAUCUGUUUGUCUCAACUGCAACAAGGUAUAGGAGGCAUUGCCUGUGGUUUCAACAGCCUUUGCUCGAUUGGAACUGACCGGAGACCAAGAUGUGAGUGUCCACUCGGGUAUAUCUUGAAUGAUCCGAACGACAAAAUAGGCAAUUGCAAACCGAAUUUCCCCGAGCAAGAUUGUAAGGAUGAAUCGCGAGAUGUUGAGGCUUUCACUAUCCACGAAAUGCUCAACACUAGCUGGUUCGGCGGUGAUUAUGCAUCUUACAUAAAUGGCACAGAGGAUUCCUGCAGACAGAAUUGUUUGAGUGACUGUUAUUGUGCUCUUGCUGUUUAUUACCCAGGAGCUUGUUGGAAGAAAAGGUAUCCGCUUUUAAACGGGAGGGUGGAUUCUGCAGAAUUAGGGAAAGCGCUUUUAAAAAUAGGGAAAGACAACUCCACAGUGGGACUGACAACAACAACUACUACUACUCCGCCUCAGUCUCAAGAUGGUGAAAAAAGGAAAAAUCAAUCUAGUCUAAUCAUUUCUGUUUCUGUAUUGUUGGGCAGUUCAGUUUUCGUCUUAAUGUUGUUGGCCUUUUUGUAUGUUUUUAAGUUCAAAGGGAAAAAACCAAAGAAGAUUUCACCAUAUCAAGUUGCUUCAGGAAUGAACAUAAGAAGUUUUAGCUACAAUGAGCUAGAAGAAGCUACAAACGGAUUUGAAGAAGUGUUGGGAACCGGGGCCUUCUCAACAGUUUACAAAGCAGUUCUUAAUGACGAAAAUGGGAAAAUCGUCGCUGUCAAGAAACUACACAAGACGGUAACAGAAGGAGAAGAAGGAUUCCAAGCUGAAGUGAAUUCAAUCAGCAGGACUAAUCACAAGAACUUGAUCCAACUCCUCGGGUUCUGCAACGAAGGCCAACACCGUCUUUUGGUAUAUGAACACAUGAAAAAUGGCUCAUUAGCAGACUUGUUAUUCAAAGAUUCUAGGCUUAGUUGGUCCAAAAGGGUACAAGUUGCUAUAGACACUGCUAAAGGGCUUUGCUAUUUGCAUGAAGAGUGUCGUGACCAAAUUAUACAUUGUGACAUCAAGCCCCAUAAUGUGCUCUUAGAUGAAAGUUUGACAGCAAACAUAGCAGAUUUCGGAAUAGCCAAGCUUUUGGGGAAAGAUCAGACUCGAACGACCACUAAGGUACGUGGAACGAGAGGAUACAUCGCCCCAGAGUGGUUCAGGAACACAGCUAUAACCGUCAAAGUGGACGUAUACAGCUUUGGAAUCUUGCUUUUAGAGCUGAUCUGCUGCAGAAAAAGUUACAAGCAGGACGUGGCGAAUGAGAACGAAAUGAUACUUGCGGAGUGGGCUUGUGAUUGCUAUAGAAGAAACGAGUUGCAUUUACUCGCGGGUGAUGAUGAAGAGGCAAUAGAAGAUACAAUGAGGUUCGAGAAGUUGUUGAUGGUUGCCAUUUGGUGCAUUCAAGAAAAUCCAGCAUUAAGGCCUAGCAUGAAGAAUGUCAUACUAAUGCUUGAAGGUUCUAAGGAAGUCUCAAUUCCUCCUGACCCUUUUUCCUUUAUCUGUUCUGGUUAG
Molecule: messenger RNA, 2433 nt
Organism: Lycium ferocissimum
Lineage: Eukaryota; Viridiplantae; Streptophyta; Magnoliopsida; Solanales; Solanaceae
Product: G-type lectin S-receptor-like serine/threonine-protein kinase LECRK2
Exons: 3
Coding region: 13-2433 (806 amino acids)
Biological process (GO): protein phosphorylation
Molecular function (GO): protein serine/threonine kinase activity; ATP binding
Source: RefSeq, a predicted model, not a curated record